Molecule: messenger RNA, 300 nt
Organism: Penicillium verrucosum
Lineage: Eukaryota; Fungi; Ascomycota; Eurotiomycetes; Eurotiales; Aspergillaceae
Exons: 1
Coding region: 1-300 (99 amino acids)
Source: RefSeq, a predicted model, not a curated record
AUGUGUCUAUUUGUGGAGACUCACUACUCCAACUGCAAGCAUACGUGCUUCGAGCUCUACAUCUUUUGUCGCGAGGUCCUCCACCAACUCAAUCGCAUCAACGACCCGGACCAGCGCAGAGACUACGAUUUACCAUUUGACCCCGGUUGUCCCACGUGUCAGCCAUACACAGUCACGAUGAGAUCAGCCAUCCUUCGUCCGGAAAUGGGUUAUCUGAGUGUCAUUUCAGAGAGCAAUAUCGUGCACCAGAUGAUGGUUUUGGUGGAAAGCUGCCCUGAUUGUGAAGCGAAAGCAUUGUGA